UGCAGUGCCAAGUUAUGUCUUCCAACGGCCAAGCAAAUGUGUCUUCCCAUGACGAGGUCCAGGAGGCAUCUGCACAGGAAGAGAAUGUCUUGAGAAGAGUAGCCGGCAUGCCAUUGGUUAGCUCUGCCUAUGACAUGGCUGCGAACGCCUACAACUCUACCAAGGGCAGCCACCCCUAUGUGAAGUCCUUCUGUGAUGCUGCUGAGAAGGGCAUGAAGACCCUGAAAGAAGUGGUGGUUGGCACUGCACAUCCUAUCCUGACUAAACUUGAACCCCAGAUUGCAGCAGCAAAUGUGUAUGCUUCCCGGGGCUUGGAUGCCCUGGAGGAGAAGCUGCCAAUUCUUCAGAUGUCAGCUGACAAGGUUGCUUCCGACACCAAGGAGAUGGUGUCGUCCACAGUUGCAAGCGCUAAGGACGCCAUUGCCGGCAAGCUGUCUGGAGUUGUAGGCAUGACGAAAGAAGCUGUGCAGGAUGGCAUGGAGGCAACCAAGUCUGCUAUUGGCCAGAGUCUGACCACUGUUAUGGAAUCCAGAAUGGGCCAGAUAGCUGUCAGUGGUGCUGAGGCAAUGCUUGGCAGAUCUGAAGACCUGAUAGACGAAUAUCUCCCCAUAACAGAUGAAGAACUGGCUGAGAUUGAAGCAGUGGCAAAGGAUGGCAGUGUGGUGGUUCCUGUGCAGCAGCGUGAGCGGCAGGAAUACCUGGUGCGCUUGGGCUGCCUUUCAAGCAGACUCCGCCAAAGGGCCUACUUGCACGCUGUGGCAAAGAUCAGACGAGCCAGGCAAAGGAUCCACAAGUCUCUCUCCCAGCUUCAGCAGAUAAUUCACAUGAUUGAAUACAUGAAACAAGGUGUGGGACAGACCUUUCAUGAGGGUGAAAGGAAGCUUAGCCAGAUGUUGAUCGAAUGGAACAAGGCAAACCCAGAAGCAAAGGAUAGCAAAGACAUGACACAGCUAGAGGUAGAAAGCCAAACCCUGACCAUGUUUCAGUACCUGAUCCAUCACCUGCAGACCGUUAGCCAAACCCUGGUGUCCAGCAUCCAAGGAUUCCCUUCUAGCCUGGAGGAUAAGGUGCAGACAGUCAGCCAAAGCACUGGAGAACUUCAUGCCGCCGCUUCCACGGUCAGAUCCUUCCAGGACCUCCCCGGCAGCCUCCUAGCCCAGAGCUGCCAGACAGUGCAGAAAUCGCGAGAAUACAUGGAUGAGCUGCUGGAAUAUGUCACUCACAACACCCCUCUCUCCUGGCUGGUGGGGCCUUUCGUGCUGUCUGGCAAGCUGCCUGCUGAAGUUUCAGAACCAGCAGAUUAAGGCAAGACCCCUUGAAACAACCCUGCUAUUCGCUCCUUUUGCUCUAGAUGUCAGCACUGUAUUUUGAUAACUUCG
Messenger RNA from Zootoca vivipara (common lizard), 1379 nucleotides. Its product is annotated as perilipin-3-like. The record is from RefSeq and is a predicted model, not a curated record. Gene Ontology annotation, biological process: positive regulation of triglyceride storage; lipid storage. NCBI's taxonomy places the organism in Eukaryota, Metazoa, Chordata, Lepidosauria, Squamata, Lacertidae. Gene Ontology annotation, cellular component: cytosol; lipid droplet.